Molecule: messenger RNA, 3174 nt
Organism: Pteropus alecto (black flying fox)
Lineage: Eukaryota; Metazoa; Chordata; Mammalia; Chiroptera; Pteropodidae
Gene: CHST10
Product: carbohydrate sulfotransferase 10
Exons: 11
Coding region: 511-1875 (454 amino acids)
Biological process (GO): proteoglycan biosynthetic process; carbohydrate biosynthetic process
Cellular component (GO): membrane
Molecular function (GO): sulfotransferase activity
Source: RefSeq, a predicted model, not a curated record
GCUUCCGUUUUCCGGUGUGGCGUCGGUCUCCUCCCAGGCCGGGUGGGCAGGCGGAGCGGAGGCCUUCGGGCGGGGCAGGCCUCCCAGGCUCCGGAACAGUGGGACCUGUGUGCUUGGCCCCCAGGUGCGCGAGGCCGAGUCGAGCUUCGCCCCAGGGCCGCCCAGGGCUCCGACUCCACGGAGGGUGAGCGCCGGGCGCGGCAGUGGGUGAUAGAAGGAACCAAGAACCUCGGGAAAAGGGAAUACUGCAGGAAAGUGGACCCCAGGCCUCAGUAGGUAACUGUGCUGUCCCCGACUUCUCCACCCAGCAAUCCUACUUGGGGACUCAGGAAGCACACUGGGCCUGAUGUAUGGGCAACUGAGGAUGACACAGUGUGACGCACAAGCCACCCUGGAAAAGCCCAGGCCACACACAGAGUGUGACUUGUGUGACCUGCUCAGGACUGACGUGGCCAGCAUCUCUUCUGGGCAGUGAAAGCAUGAAAAACACCCACCCUCCUGAUUCUGCACAUGCCCUUGCAGGCAAGGAAGUGGAAACAGAGAAGCUUCGAUGUUCAUUUAUCCUGUUAUACAGAUUCUCUAGGAACAAUCACCGAAUGGCUAACAUUUGACAACAUGCACCACCAGUGGCUUCUGCUGGCCGCAUGCUUUUGGGUGAUUUUUAUGUUCAUGGUGGCCAGCAAAUUCAUCACGUUGACCUUUAAAGACCCUGAUGCCUACAGCGCCAAACAGGAGUUCCUGUUCCUGACAGCCAUGCCAGAUAUGGGGAAGUCGCCAGGAGAGAAUCGCUUUCCUGAGGAACUGAAGGAAAUUAUGUGUCAUAAUGCCAUCAGCGGAGUGACAGGAAGACAGCCCACACACCCGCUCCUCGGUUUGUGCAAGUCGAAGAUGAAAGAACAAGAGCAGUCGCUGUUUCUGGUUGAGCUGUGGUCCAGUUUAUCCAAGGAUCCUGCAUGCCAGGCCCCUGAGGGCGAAGCAGGCCCACAGAGCUCUGCGCCUACUGGGAAGAUGCUUUUGGAUAGCCGGCUAGCCCAGCCCCUGGUCUAUAUGGAGCGCCUGGAGCUCAUCCGAAACGUCUGCCGGGAAGAGGCCCUGAGGAACCUCUCACACACCGCAGUGUCCAAGUUUGUCCUCGACCGCAUAUUUGUCUGUGACAAGCACAAGAUCCUUUUCUGCCAGACUCCCAAAGUGGGCAACACCCAGUGGAAGAAAGUGCUGAUCGUGUUAAAUGGAGCCUUUCCUUCCAUCGAAGAGAUCCCUGAAAAUGUGGUUCACGACCAUGAGAAGAACGGCCUCCCUCGUCUUUCCUCCUUUAGUGAUGCAGAAAUUCAGAAGCGCUUGAAAACAUACUUCAAGUUUUUUAUCGUGAGGGAUCCCUUCGAAAGACUGAUUUCUGCUUUUAAGGAUAAAUUUGUUCACAACCCUCGCUUCGAACCUUGGUACAGGCAUGAGAUUGCCCCUGGCAUCAUCAGGAAAUACAGGCGGAACCGGACAGAGACCAGGGGCAUCCAGUUUGAAGAUUUUGUGCGCUACCUUGGGGACCCAAACCACAGAUGGCUAGACCUUCAGUUUGGCGACCACAUCAUUCACUGGGUGACGUAUGUAGAAUUGUGUGCGCCCUGCGAGAUAACGUACAGUGUGAUUGGUCACCACGAGACCCUAGAGGACGACGCCCCAUACAUCUUAAAGGAGGCUGGCAUAGACCACCUGGUGUCGUAUCCCACCAUCCCGCCGGGCAUCACCAUGUAUAAUAAAACCAAGGUGGAGCUCUACUUUCUGGGUGUCAGCAAACGAGACAUCCGGCGUCUGUAUGCCCGUUUCGAAGGGGACUUUAAGCUCUUUGGGUAUCAGAAGCCAGAUUUCUUGCUAAACUAAUGUGUAGGACUAUGAAUACAGGUGUCUUUGUUAGACCAGAGUCUAAGCAGGUGGAGAUCUGAGCACAGAAAUGACGCUUCCUCCAUCACGCUCCUUUGAAGACUCUUGAGUCUCCCACGGACCCGCGUGUGCCUCAGCUGGUGAAGCUGCACCCUGACCAUUAUGGCUUAGUUUGAACAUCUGGUGCACUGAGGGCCUCACCCCCCGCUACCAAUGCCAUUAGGUCUUUUCUCUCCUUAGAAGGGGAAAUAACUAAAUAUUUGCUGUCUAACAGACUUGGAGGAAAAAUUAUAUGGCGUUAGGAGUCGUUUCCUUCAGCUGUCAAGGAGGCAGGUGCAGUCGCAGCUUCCCUGGUGAUAGGAUGGUCCUGCCUGUCACUGGGAGACUGCAGGGAUGGCACUCCGACCCAUCAAGAGACACGAGAAGCUGAUGGCCUACAGAAAUCACAGGGGCUAAUGCAGGACCACAUCUGAGUAAUAAAAUUACAUCUCUGGCUUUCAUCCUGGCGCUGCUAUAUUCACAGGCAAACCAUUCUUUCCACAGCUGUCUUCUUCCUGUGAAAUUCAGGGGUGAGCCAAGGGCACUUUUUGGCAGUCCAUCUUUCCAGAGUAUACGCCUAUAUACUGCUAGUCCCUGUUUCUGAAUGUCUGCCUGCUGAGUGAUUAUCUUAUUCAGCCCAAGAGAUACCAUUUUGGAAAGUGAGGGCAGUAUAGAUUCUUUCGACCUGAGAACAUUUUGGGGACCUUAAAGGGAACAUGGCAUGGAAAAGGAAGAGCUGGCUGGGUUCUGGAGCUCAGGCAGCUGUAGAUUUAGGUAUGUCCAUCCUGAUUAUUGUUUUCUCUUGUCUUUGUCCCGUCUGGAUAGCGACAGGGGCUUCUUACCUGUGAAGGCCAGCACGGGCAAUAUGCCAACGUUGCAGAGUCAGUGCAGUUUACAUGUUUUAUUUUUUCAUCUCAGCAAAGUGCUCACCACUGGACCUGUUUCUGAUAAUGCCAUCAUCCUGGACUCCAAGUUGGAUAAUGAGGUUCACCAGCAAUAAAAUCCUGGGCCCAGGCAGCCUCCAAUAACACAUCUCCCAGGCACUGAGGAGCAAGCCAUGGCCACCAUGUCACAUGCCAUCUGACAGCGAGGGUCCUUGGGAUACCGGACAGUUUCCCUGUGAAAAGACCCAAGUGCCCAACUCAACACAGUGCUCAUGGGCCCAGCUUUCCUUCCAGGCAGCUUCAGCCUUCCCUUUCUCAGAAAGACUGCCUGAGUCUGUAAAUGUGAAAGUAAAAUAAAAAUAUGUGCCAAACCUGA